ACAUCCCCCCUCUCUUCUCUCCUCUCAUUUCAAUCAAUUCCUCUACUCUUUUUUUCUCCACUCUCACGACUGAAUCCCCUCGCCAUCCGUAGCCUGCAGUGUCACAGACAGCUUGGCUCUCUCCAUAGUGAUUUGGCGCCCGUUCAUUCCACGCGCGUUCGUUCGUUCGUCGGUAAUGGAAAACAGAAAGGAGAUGGUGAUGCUCGCGGAGGGAGGUCAACUUGGCACGGUGGUUGGCAAGACGGGCUCUAAUUUCUCGGAAGCAGUUGGAAGCCCCGCGCAAGAACCGCAAGGAAAGACGGUCAACAGGAACUGCCUGAGCCCGGGUUCUGCACCCUACUCGCGAGACAGAGCGGACGAAGAGGUGGAAGGCGCACAGGGACGCGUGUGCGCUGAUGUAAGGCCGGUUGGCAUGUCCUCUUCUACCGAGAGACACCGGAUAGAUCACACCAACAAAGAAACCAGCAGCUCGGACACUGAGUCAGACUUCUAUGAGGAAAUUGAUGUGAGCUGCACGCCAGAAAGCAUGGACUACCCCAAUGGGAAAGGUCGAAACGGUGAUUCCCCCUGCCACCCGAGUGACAGCGGCAUGGAUCUUGGUAAGAUGGGUUCGGGACAGGGCUCGCUGUCCUACGGGGCCGACGCGAUGCGACGGUACCGGACAGCAUUCACUCGGGAGCAAAUCGGUCGGUUGGAGAAGGAAUUCUACCGGGAGAAUUACGUGUCCAGGCCGAGGAGAUGUGAACUGGCGGCUUCACUAAAUUUACCAGAGACCACAAUCAAGGUGUGGUUCCAGAACCGCCGAAUGAAGGACAAGCGGCAGCGUCUGGCCAUGACGUGGCCUCACCCUGCCGACCCCGCCUUCUACGCCUACAUGAUGAACCACGCGGCCGCCACUGGGAAUCUCGGUUACUCCUUCCCGUCCCACCUGCCAUUACCGUAUUACUCCCACCUUGGGGUCGGAGCCGGCUCGGCCUCCUCCGCCACUCCAUUCUCCAACCCACUCAGGUCCCUCGACAGUUUCCGGAUGUUGUCUCAUCCCUACCAGAGGCCGGAGCUGCUGUGUGCGUUCAGGCACCCAUCCCUGUACCCCAGCCCGGCCCACAGCCUCGGUCCCGGGGGAAGCCCCUGUUCCUGCCUCGCCUGUCACUCCGCUCAAACAAACGGCUUUCCACAGAGGCCCACCGGGUCAGACUUCCCGUGCUCCCCAACGAGCAGGACUGACACGUUUCUGACGUUUACACCGUCGGUGCUGAGCAAGUCCUCGCCGGUGACUUUGGACCAGAGAGAGGAGGUGCCAUUGACCAGAUAAAACGAAGAGAACACAUCUAAAUGUGUUCAUUGGACUGAGUCAAUGAAGCGCAGAAGAGGGCCAUACGCUUUUACCAUGACGAGCUUUUAUCAAACUUAAAGAAAACACAUGAUGACAAGACUCAAACAGCAUGAAUAGAACGCUCGUGUGGAGCAGACUCCAUACCCGCAGCAGCAUAAGCGACAGGUACUGCAGCGCGAGCUGUUACACACACCUGCUACAUAACAAAAAGGAGAGAUGAGCGAGCUCGGAGUGCAAAUAAAUAG
Molecule: messenger RNA, 1578 nt
Organism: Oncorhynchus gorbuscha (pink salmon)
Lineage: Eukaryota; Metazoa; Chordata; Actinopteri; Salmoniformes; Salmonidae
Product: homeobox protein XHOX-3-like
Exons: 3
Coding region: 176-1312 (378 amino acids)
Biological process (GO): regulation of transcription by RNA polymerase II
Cellular component (GO): nucleus
Molecular function (GO): DNA-binding transcription factor activity, RNA polymerase II-specific; RNA polymerase II cis-regulatory region sequence-specific DNA binding
Source: RefSeq, a predicted model, not a curated record